Messenger RNA from Neoarius graeffei (lesser salmon catfish), 3452 nucleotides. RefSeq names its product neurocalcin delta a (gene ncalda). The transcript is spliced from 5 exons. Gene Ontology annotation, biological process: calcium-mediated signaling. Gene Ontology annotation, cellular component: cytosol. Bases 227 to 808 code for a protein of 193 amino acids. The record is from RefSeq and is a predicted model, not a curated record. Lineage: Eukaryota; Metazoa; Chordata; Actinopteri; Siluriformes; Ariidae. Gene Ontology annotation, molecular function: tubulin binding; calcium ion binding; actin binding.
CAUUCAGCAGCGCUGUGUUCGGGAACUGCUGCACAUUCCCUCCAUCAUUUUGCCUUUUCUUUUUCUCCCCCUCCCCCUUUCUCCUGUUUAUAUACCUACAGCCUGGAGAGGUGUCAUCUGUCUGCGAAGCUUUGGCACAGAUUAGCUGGCUCUGGGCUUUUCUCUCACAACAGUGGGGAACAUCAGACGUCCAGCCAACUCUAUAACUAUAACGUGAAACUCGAGCAUGGGGAAGCAGAACAGCAAGCUGCGGCCAGAGGUAAUGCAGGACCUGCUGGAGAGCACAGAUUUCACCGAGCACGAGAUCCAGGAGUGGUACAAGGGCUUCUUGCGGGACUGCCCCAGUGGCCAUCUAUCUAUGGAAGAGUUCAAGAAGAUCUAUGGCAACUUCUUUCCCUACGGAGACGCAUCCAAAUUCGCUGAGCACGUGUUCCGCACCUUUGACGCCAACGGCGACGGCACUAUAGACUUCAGGGAGUUUAUCAUUGCGCUCAGCGUCACGUCACGAGGGAAGCUGGAGCAGAAGUUGAAAUGGGCUUUCAGCAUGUAUGACCUGGAUGGUAAUGGAUACAUCAGUAAGGCAGAGAUGCUGGAAAUCGUGCAGGCUAUUUAUAAAAUGGUUUCGUCAGUAAUGAAGAUGCCAGAGGAUGAGUCUACACCAGAGAAAAGAACAGAAAAGAUCUUUAGACAAAUGGAUACCAACCGAGAUGGUAAACUGUCUCUGGAGGAGUUCAUUAAGGGAGCGAAGAGUGACCCUUCCAUCGUGCGUCUGUUGCAGUGUGACCCCAGCAGUGCAGGACAGUUCUAAAAGCAUCAUCCACCACUUUCUCCUCCUCCAUUUUAUUUAUUUAUGGUUUUUAUUUGUCUUCAAUACCAUAAUGGUGGGACAUGACAGGGCCUAUUUAUAUAGGUCUGUAUCCCAUUAAACUGAGCUUCAUGAGAUAUAGGCGCACACGCACUCACUCACACACACAUUCUCUCUCUCUCUCUCUCUCUCUCCCACACAUGCCACACACCCUUACUUGCUGUGCUCCUUCUGUGAGGAUUUCUGAUCUGAACUAGGGGAUAUCUCUGGGCUCAGACAUGUAACUUGGACUACCUGCUAGAAGCGUAUGUAUUAUUCAUGCAGUAUGAAGAGUUUAGUUAUUAUGAUCAAAUAAAAUUUGAACAGGAGAUGGAGAGCUUGACAUGCAUAAUGGAGAAGUGAAGCACUGUGAAAGAAGAGGUUUUGGAGGUCUACUCGUGUUCUUUAUUUUAAGAGGACAGCUUGACUGCACUGUCAAGUGUCCAGUAGUAUUGCUGCAAGAAGAUACAGCUAUAAAUUUCUUACACUUAGUUUUUGACCAGCAGUGAUUAACAACGCAUCCUCACCAGAUGCAUUUAUACAUGAUUCAGUACUAGCGUCAAAGAAAUUGAUGCAGUUAAAAAGGUUUUUUUUUUUUUUAAGUUCAAUUUAUAUUUGUAAAGUCAUGCAGUACUACAGUGCUUUUAUGAUCCUGAUCUACAGUAUGGUGUAGGAGUGGAGUUAGUGUUUUUGUCCCUGAUUUAAUGAAGGCUUUUCUGAAAUGUUCCGGAUCAUCACUCUGGAUAUGCACAGCUUCUUGGCAGAGCCUUACAAUUUGAUUGUGUUUCAGAGGACGUUAAUUCCCAGUAAUGACUGUUCCAGUAUCUUUCCAUUUUAUUAUUAGCGCAUCAGUGUUAUUAAUUCUGGCAAUCAACAUAAUUGUGCAGUACGUACAACACUACACUUACUCCAAAUCCCAAUAAACAUAACUGUAGAAGUGCACUCAUUUUUUCUCUCUUGUGCAGUGUUGCCUGAAGGAAAUGAAAUGAAGAAUUGUGGAACUUUUCUCUACUUUAUUAGGCCUGUAGAGCCUGUGAAUUUUUUUUCCCCCCCCAAAUAAUGAGAUAACAGGCAUGCAUGCAGAACUGUCAAUGACUAUUUUAAGAUGCAGCAUCUUGUUUUUAGUGUUUUCAGUGGAGCAUGUUAAAUAAAUUUUAACUGUAUAUGGAAGAUAAACUUCUUUUGUGUUAUAUGUAUGCAUGCUGGUUUGUGUAUGUGUGUGUGUGGCUAGUGUGCCCUGGUACUGUUUGCUCACACUGCUCUCGGUGGUCUGUCACUUUGUCCCAGAGAGCUUGUGAGCAGCAAACCCUUUUAAUAUUUACAACCGAAGACUUAUUGAUUAUAAAAGUUAGUAUGGUGCACAUUAUAAAUCUUGUAUGAACUGUAGGUUGUAAAUACGCAGACAUUGUCAGGUUACUGACGUGCCACACACAUACAUAUGCAAUUAGUUAUGCGUUUCUAUGGAUAACUGCUUUGUCAUUGCCUUGUUGUUCUUUACUAAUGUAAUUGCCUGUAAUGCUAAAACCUGAAUUAGCCUUUAGAAUUAGCCUUUUGCUACUGGAAGAGUAUAGAACAAAUGAUCAGGGUUCAGUUUCCCAAAAGCAUUUUAUAGUGUUCAAAUCAAUUCAUUCAUGAUGGAAAAGAUGUUUCUUCUUGAACUUGGUACAGUAAGAUUAAUGUGAUGUAUGAGACGAUGUUUAGACAGCUGGUCUGGAAAUUUAAUGGCUUAGCCCGACUGUGUCUGAUGUCUUAAGGUUUAACAAUGUGAGAUCUGAUCUCAGUGACAUUUCUUCACCAUUAAACAAAUGAGUUGUAAUCAUAUACAGUAUAUAUAAGAUACAGUUUUAAAAUUUGAGAUCCACUUCACUUGUAUAGUACCUGUCCUGCUUUCAGUGUGCAUGAUGAUAAACACAUUGGCGCUCCAGAUGUGUUCUGUUGCUGCUGCUGUUUAUUGUAAGUUUUGAAUGUUAUCUGAUGCCACUGCAAAUCGUUAAAUGCCUUACUGCAGUAAUUCUCGAUUACAGUCUUGGGAACCCCAUGCACUUCGCUUUUGAGCGUUUUCCUGCUCUAACACACCUGAAUCAUCUUAUAAAGGACUUUGAAUUGGUUCAAGCGUAUUGGAGCUGGUGCUUCACAAAUAUGUGCAGAACAUGUGGUUCCCCAGGACUGCAGCGGAGAUCCACUGCCUUGACUUCAGUACUGCUAUAUUUUUCACUUGAUAAAUUUGCAUUUUUUCUUCCUUUCUAAACCUGCUGUUUUGUAAAUUUGGAAAAUGUUCAAACAUCACAACUACUGCGUUAAUUUACUCCAUGGUGUAUGCAUAUGUUUCAUUUUGUUUUUCUUUCUUUUUAAGAAUCUCACAUUUCUAUAGCACAAUAUCAUGUGGUUAGGUGCCAAAUAUACAGAAUCAGUAUUGUAUACAUUUAUACUGUACAAUUAUUUGUCAAACAGAAUAUUUGUAUUUGCUGCCGUUUUGUUUUUUUGUUUAGUUUUUUUUUUUUUUGUAGAUUUUGUAUGGUAACCUGUAUUUUGUGGCAAUGUCAACUUGAGGUAUAGAAAUGUCGUCUUCGUUAUACUAUAAAGCAAAAAUUAAAUUUAGGAAAGAAUA